Cooperia oncophora is the source of this 492-nucleotide messenger RNA. The record is from the annotation of a GenBank genome assembly. Lineage: Eukaryota; Metazoa; Nematoda; Chromadorea; Rhabditida; Trichostrongylidae.
AUGAUGGACACAUUUUCGGUUGUUUGUGCACUGCGAUUUGGUCCUCUGAGCGGACAAAAUGAAAGAAGAUAUAUUGAAAUAAUACGACAAUGUAACACGAGCUGCUACACUGACAUAAAAUUGCUCAAAGAACCAGUUCGUGUAAAGAUCCAACGUGGCGUACGGCAAGGCGAGGUCAUCUCUCCAAAACUAUUCUCUGCAGCUUUAGAACUUGUAAUGCGGCAAAUCGAGCUGCCUUGUGGCAUUGAGAUAGAUGGCGAAAGACUUCAAUACUUGAUGUUUGCAGACGACAUAGUCUUGAUUGGAAGCGAACCGAGUGCACUCGAAAGCUCCCUGAAUAUUUUGAGCGAAGCCUCCCAAUCCAUUGGACUUGUAAUACAUCCAGGAAAAACCAAAUGGAUGAAAAACAACUACACAAAUGACUAUCGUUUAUGCAUGAAAGGAUCAGUCAUUGAGAAGUCUCAUCGUUCACGUAUCUUGGCCAAGCAAUAA